Durotheca rogersii is the source of this 1108-nucleotide messenger RNA. RefSeq lists its product as uncharacterized. The record is from RefSeq and is a predicted model, not a curated record. NCBI's taxonomy places the organism in Eukaryota, Fungi, Ascomycota, Sordariomycetes, Xylariales, Xylariaceae. The transcript has 2 exons. The coding region runs from base 477 to 1007 and encodes 176 amino acids.
GGUUGUCACGCUUAUAGGUAGGUAUAUAUACGUGUGGGCAGAUGCAUAUUACCUCGGUAUAGGUAGCUGCGGAGAUAGGAAAAGAAGCACGGCACGUGUGUGUGCGCGAGUGUGACGCGGCCGUAGGAUCACGAGCGCGCAGUCUUCGCGGACGAUCGCGACGCAGUGCGUGCCCAUCCCGCCGGGCGGUUCUCGUAUGCAUUGGAUGUCUGCCUACACCAGAGCCCAGGUGCCUACCCACUGCGCACUUCCUAUGGAUAUGCGCGCGCGUAGUAUAGAGAAGCGGGGAGGGCUGAGGGGGGAUGACGGGGAGAAGCUCCCCUUAGGAUCCCACGCAAUUACAGCGCCGGCAGAUAGAUAGAGAAAUAAAUAGGCGCGUGGAUGGGAACGGGAUCCGCGUACCGAGGUUGAUGGGGACGCAGGUUGUACCUAUGUAUGUUCGUAGUGCACUCAGGGCGUAUCACCUAUAGUGUCGGAUGGAUAGAUCUCCAGGUAGGGAGCAGCUCCAAGUACUCCCUCUUAUUCUAUCCUCUACCGCAUCCCGCCCUCCGUUAUUUUCCCGGCGACGAGGAAGACGAGGAUGCCGUCACGAGGGCCUGUGUGACUUAGACAAGCUCCACAUGCGCCACGGCUCGAUUUGCAAGCCGGUCGAUCCGCCAUCCUGCUUUCGGGCAGGUCUCCUUCGCCUAACCUGCUCCCCCCCCGGCAUACCAAGACCAGCAGCGCGUGGGGAUCAGAGGAGCGGGACCGCCGCCUGUCUGUUGGAAAGCAGGCAGACCAGCGAGCGGGACGCUGAAAAGGGAAAUUAUUGGCAGGAGGAGGGAGGCAGACAUAGAGAGAGACGGAUCUCUUGUUUCAGCUCGUCGAGGCUGGGUGCGAGGGAGAGGAGGGGAGAGGGUGAGGCGGUAAUACGCGGGAUACGAGUCGGCCACGACGAGACAGCACUUGCGAACAGGGAGGGUAAUACAAAAGGGACAAAAAAAGGAAAGAAAUACGAAGGGAAAUAAAGACGAGUAAAUGUGUUUUUUUUAUAUUAAUAUAUAUAUAUAUAUAUAUAUAUAUAGUAUAGCAGAGAGAACUGAAGCCGGGAGAGAGGGAAAGAAGCCGG